This is a messenger RNA of Melospiza georgiana, 2280 nucleotides long. RefSeq names its product bestrophin-1-like. Bases 1 to 2280 code for a protein of 759 amino acids. Lineage: Eukaryota; Metazoa; Chordata; Aves; Passeriformes; Passerellidae. Gene Ontology annotation, molecular function: chloride channel activity. The transcript has 9 exons. The record is from RefSeq and is a predicted model, not a curated record.
AUGACAGUGACCUACACCAACCGCGUGGCUGAUGCCCGCCUGGGCACCUUCUCCCAGCUCCUGCUCCAAUGGAAAGGCAGCAUCUACAAACUGCUCUACUCAGAGUUCCUCAUCUUCAUCUCGCUCUACUUCACCAUCAGCCUUGUCUACAGGCUGAUCCUGAGCGAGAGCCAAAGGCUGAUGUUCGAGAAGCUGGCGCUGUACUGCAACAGCUACGCCGAGCUAAUCCCCGUGUCCUUCGUGCUGGGUUUCUAUGUGGCCCUGGUGGUGUCCCGCUGGUGGGCCCAGUAUGAGAGCAUCCCAUGGCCAGACCGGAUCAUGAACCUGGUGUCCUGCAAUGUGGAUGGGGAGGACGAGUACGGGAGGCUCCUGCGCCGCACCCUGAUGCGCUACAGCAACCUGGUCAGUGUGCUGAUCCUGCGCUCCGUCAGCACUGCUGUCUACAAGCGCUUCCCCAGCAUGGAGCACGUCGUGAGGGCAGGUCUCAUGACACCAGAAGAGCACAAGAAGUUUGAGAGCUUGAAUUCCCCCCACAACAAGUUCUGGAUUCCGUGCGUGUGGUUCUCCAACCUGGCUGUGAAGGCGAGGAAUGAUGGGAGGAUCAGGGACAGCGUGCUGCUCCAAGGCAUCCUGAAUGAGCUCAACACCUUGCGCAGCCAGUGUGGGAAGCUCUACGGAUACGACUGGAUCAGCAUCCCCCUGGUCUACACCCAGGUGGUGACCGUGGCUGUUUACAGCUUCUUCCUGGCCUGUCUGAUUGGGAGGCAAUUCCUGGAUCCAGAGAAAGCAUACCCUGGCCAUGAGCUGGAUCUCUUUGUGCCUGUCUUUACAUUUUUGCAAUUCUUCUUCUAUGCUGGCUGGUUAAAGGUGGCUGAGCAGCUCAUCAACCCUUUUGGGGAGGACGACGAUGACUUUGAAGCCAACUGGCUCAUUGACAGGAACCUGCAGGUCUCCCUCAUGGCAGUGGAUGAGAUGCACCAGGAUUUACCCAUUCUGGAGAAGGAUCUGUACUGGAAUGAGCCUGACCCCCAGCCACCCUACACUGCUGCCACCGCUGAGUACAAGCGCCCGUCCUUCCUGGGCUCCACUUUUGACAUCAGCAUGCAGAAGGAAGAGAUGGAGUUCCAGCCCCUGGAGCAGAUUAAAGAGAAUGAGGAGGCCAACCACUCCACUCCCUUGUUGGGACACCUGGGCCGCCUCCUGGGUGUCCAGUCCCCAAACUUCUCCAGGUCCUCUUCCCGGAUGAACCUGCUGCGCCGGCGAGGAGAUCCUGCAUCGCCCUUCUCCCAUUAUACCUACCAAGACAUGGGGAAGGCUGGAAGCCCUUGUGGCAUCAAUCAGCCAAGGGGAGACUCCCAGGAGCAGUGGGACAGUGAAGAGGGAAAGCUAAGGGAGUUUGAUGCUUUCAUGUCUACCCCCUUUUACGAGAGGCCUGGGUUCUACAGCGCUCCACAGACACCCAUCAGCUCCAUCCCCAUGAUUUUCCCUUCCCGGCGCCCAGGGCGCAAGAAGCCACCGGCGCUCUCCAGCAUUGCCGCAUGCUCCACUUCCCUUCGGGAUGUCAUUGUCAAUGCCUCCCCUUCCAGGGCCAGUGAUGUAGACAAGAGUCAGAGCUCCCUGGGCUCUGCUGCAAAGGAAACCUUUGUUUGGCCAACAGAGCGGAGUAAAGGCCCUGACUCCGUGGCCGUGACAGUAGAAGAAGGAAAGGGCAGCUCCAGGGAAGCUGCCACCACGGGAAGUCCAGGAGCGCAGUCCACAGCAUCCAACAGCCCCAAAUUCCCCUUCCUGCCAGAGCCCCCUGAGCAUGAGAAGCACGGCAGCUUCAAAAGCCUGAAGAGCUCCAAAGCCUCACGCCCACCCUGGCUAAACCUGGAGAGCACAGCCUCAGCCACUCCCAAUUCGGAGCAUUCCAGUGCCUUUCACACCCCCAGCAACAAAACCCCUGGAGGCAGCGCCUCCCUCUGCUUCUCCUUCACUCCCGUCACCUCUCCAGUGAUGGAAAGGUCCCACAAGGGCAACCUGGGCCCUGAGGCUCGCAGCCUGAGUCUGGAAGACGCAGCCGGUGCUCCAGAGCAGCACCCAGAGGUUUCCAGGAACAUGAGAGACACUGGGAAUGGAAACACCAACCCUCCAGCACCCAAAGAGCCCAGGAGAGCAGAGAGUCCAUCCCCCAACGACUCUGGAAUCUCCCUAGCUGAGGGUGACUAUGUGGGGCUGAUGGAGGUGAUCCUGGAGGCCAGUGAAAGCCCAGGGGAGGAGCAGAUGGAGCAGUACAGCUAA